GCGACGCGAUCGUCGGCGUCGCCGCCAACAAGCUCUACAAGUUCGGGCGGCUGCCGUCUGCAGCCGUCGCCUGGGCUGCUGCGCGGAGCUGCGUCGCCCAGGGCCAUGGGCCUCGGGCGCCUUCGCCCUUCAUCCUCGAGCUCAGCGCCGACAACGUGCUGGGCGUGGCGAAGGGGGUCCUGGCCGUGUUCGACCCGCUCGGAGCGGCCCCCGCCGCCGCAGCGCCUGGCGCCCUGGCCUUGGCUGGCGCGGCCGCGCCCCCCGCGGGCGCCCCUGGGCCGCCUGCCGCGUCUGCCGCUGCGCCUGUGGGCGGGCUGGGCGCGCUGGCCGCGGCGCUCGGUGCGGGGGGGGCCGCCCUGCCUGCCGCCGCUGGCCCUCCGGGCGCCGGCGCCGCCGCCGCGGCCCCCGCGGCCCCAGGCGCCGCAGGGUCUGAUCCCCGCGUGCUGGCCACAGUCCUCGACGCGCGGGGGGUGCGGGACAUGCCUGUCAUGGACGCUGUCAAGCGCCAGACCGAGACCCCCCGCGCCGACUGGCCCGUGAAGGGCCUGACGACCACGAUGCGGGUGCUCCUCUUCAUGCUCCGCAUGGCGGGCGGGGCGACGGCGUGGCUCGACCGCUGGAUGGUCAUAAAGCAGGCCUCAGAGACGGACGACACCGACAGGCUGUACGAGACGCUGCGCCGUGUCGUCGAGACCUCGCGCUGCCACGAACAGCGGAUCAUCUGCGAGCUGUCUUCCUACGAGUUCCUAUCGCGGCAGCUGCUGGUGGUGGAGGAGCGCUUCUUUGAGGAGCGCGCGCGCAGGACUCACCCUGCGCCCAAGGCCAAGGGCCAGGCCAAGGACGGCGCCGCGGCCGCGGCCGCCGACGUUUCCUCCGAGAUUGGCCACUUCCUCGGCACUGGAGAGACGAUGGGCAAUUUGUGCAUUGUCCCACCCGUAAUGGAUUGGAUCGCUGAGCAGAUGAAGAGGGAGGCUGCCGUUGCGAAGGAACGCCGCAAGUGGAUGGGCGUCGCCAUCUUCCGCUUGGUCGUGGGGCUCGUCUGCGCGCCGCCAAAGGCGCGGGCUGGAGAGAGUGGUGCAACGAGGGAUUGUCUGCUCUCAACUGGCUCCACUGCGGCAAAGGACGAGCCUUCCAUGCCUGACGAAGGGGGGCCACCGCCCGCGGCCCAGGCAGCCUCCGUGGACUACAUCGCGGGAUUGCACCGCGACUUCGAGCUGCCCGCCGCCUACUCGGAGAGAGGCCGCGAUUGCGAAGCAUCCCUCGUAGAGAUGCUCGCACAGGCACCUGGCUACGCUGGUGACAGCGGUCGAGUGCGCCCCUACAGCAUGCCGCUUGUGGCCUGGCCCGAGUCGACGAAGGCAGUCUCCACCUGCGGCGUCGUCUCCGACGCCGACUCCAUCGUGCUGCAGGAUUGGAGGCAGAGUAUGCUGAAUCCCGAGUCGGUGGCGGCGGAGCUGCGCGAUUCGCUGGGGGUUAUCCGCCCCUAUGUUGAUCCUGAGCUGCGCUUUAAGCCGAAGUCCUACGCUGAGUUUUUGAAGCAGCUGGAGGCCCACGGCAUGAUCACCUGGCGGGUCUCCAGCGAACAGGCAUCCUUCUCUACUGGUCUCUUCUUCGUGCAGAAAUCAAACGGCAAGCUGAGGUUGGUGUUCGACACCAGGCUGGCCAACCGCAGUUUCUCGUGCCCACCAGCCACUCGUCUGCCCACGCCCAGCGCGCGGGCCAGUCUUGACUGCGACGACAGUUUUCAUUUCGCGCAGGGCGACAUUCAGUGUGCUUUUUAUCAUUUACGACUGCCAGCUGGCAUGGAGUCGCUGUUCUCUCUGCCUCCGAUAAACAACAGAUUCGUCGGCCUCAAGUCGGUCAACGGGGUUCGUCUUGGCAUCAACGACUGCGUCCAGCCUCUUGUCACGGUCGUUCCCAUGGGGUGGAGUUGGGCCCUUCGCCUGCGCCAGGGUGCGCUGACGAGAGCCCUGUCGGAUGUCGGGUUCGGCCGCGACGAUAUGAUUCUGGAUGGGGGCUGCCCUCGGCCCUUGGUCGCUGAGAAGGACGCGGUGUGUGCAGGAUACGUCGACAACUUCUGUGUCGUAUCCAAGUGCGCCGAGACAGCCACGUCCCUGGCGCGUGCCGUUGCUGACCUUCUCACGGCCCGCGGGCUGCCUGUCUUGGAAUUCUCCCCUGCGGUCAGUAAGGGGGUAUUCACGGGCUUGGAGAUCGACGGAGCCCCUGGGAUCAUUCGUGUGCGUCCUGACCGCCUCGCUCGCACUCGUCAAGCCGUUCUCGGGCUUUUGAAGCGUGGGCGGGCCUCUGCUGGGGCCCUCAGCGUGCUCGUAGGCCACUGUGCAUGGGGGAUGAUCCUGAGGCGCGACGUUCUGAGCAUCUUUAACGCGGUCUAUCGGUUCAUGGGGGCUGCGGGACCUCAUCCUGGACCCCUGUGGCCCUCGGUCGUCAGGGAGUUGUCGGCUGCCGUGGCCCUCAUCCCGCUCUGGAGUGCCUCUACAAGGUCGGCCGAGUCGCCGAACGCCCGAGAUAUCGUCAUGGGGAUGCCGUGCUUGCCAGAUCACAUGCCCUUGACGUCGACGGUCGAGACGAUGCUGCCGACGGUCCCUGAGUCCAUCUACGGGGCCGAGGGUUGGAAGACCAUGCACUCUAGCCGUCAUGCCCGCCGUGGUUGCGAUAUCCUUCAGUACGAGGCGGAGGAUGUGAUCAAGGCUGCGAGGGCCAGGCGGGAACAUCCUGGUCCGCUGACGCUCCUGCGGGGCGGACUGUCGGUGCUGGAGGCCAACGCGGUCUCGGAGUCGACGGGCAAGAACUACCAGGCCUCCGCCCUCAGGUUUCUGAACUGGUGCCUCUGGACCGCCAGGGACUUCAAGAACAGCGUCGAGCUCGACACGAUCCUCGUGGUGUUCUUCGUCCACCUCUUCCUCGACGGGUACGACAGUGCGACGGGCCGCGUCACGAUGGCCUCUCUGAAGCACCAUCUGCCGUCGAUGCUGAUGGGCAGCCGCCCGCUGCCACGGGCCUUUCGGGCCCUUCAGGGUUGGGCGAAGCUCGUGCCGCCGCAG
Molecule: messenger RNA, 3062 nt
Organism: Prorocentrum cordatum
Lineage: Eukaryota; Dinophyceae; Prorocentrales; Prorocentraceae
Source: the annotation of a GenBank genome assembly